CAGGUCGACGCCUGGCGGCCCCUGGGCGACGGCGCCGGCACGGAGCGCGCGGGCGACAGCGCGCAGCGAGACAGCGCGGAGACGCACGCGCGGCACCGGCAGCGGGCGAAAGCCGUGCUCGACGCCGCGGUCGCGCUGGGCUACGCAAAGAGCGGCGAGCAGUGCGCGAACCGCACGGAGGACUGCGCCGACUUAUAUCCGAACGACUACUUCGAUUUCGUGUACGUCGACGCGUCGCACGAUCGAAUUGAUGUACUCAUGGAUUUGCACCUCUGGUGGCCAAAGGUUAAAAAUGGUGGCGUCCGUGGUCUGCGUGGAAUCAAAUUUUGUCACUGCGACUGCUCGAUGGCGUGGAGCACAACCGAACUCGCGCAGGUCAUGGCCGGCCACGACUAUACGGAGCAUCGCGAGCCGGCGCCGCACGCGUGGGCCUACGGCGCACCAGACGACGAUGCGUGGCCCGAGCCUUUUGAUGGGGAUCAUGCCGUGUCCGUCUCGAUCGAUGAUAAAGGAGAGCAACCCGUCGAGACGCGGUUCGGCGAAUCUAGGGUCGACGCGGCGCUCCGCUUCCUCGAGGGCCGCGAUUUGUCGGGCGCGGGCUGCGCGCGGGGCAACCAGACGUGCAUGGCCGAGGCCCUCGUCGCGAUGGACUGGGCGUCGCAGUAUCCCGUGCGCGAGUUUCAUGAGGGCGGCUUCACCGACCCAUGCUUACCCGCGUUCGGGGUCAACGGCUGCGGCAUGGCGUUCGACCCGCACACGGCGGGCGAGGACUGGUCCAAGCACCCGCGGGCGGUCCGCGGCGCCGUCGACGACUUCUUCUCGGGGACGGCCUACGCCGCGCCCGACCUGCAGAAGUGCCCGCGGCAGGUCGUCGUGACGUACCGUGAGCGGGGGUGGAACUCGUGGAUGGUGGCUAAGUAG
Messenger RNA from Pelagomonas calceolata, 921 nucleotides. Lineage: Eukaryota; Pelagophyceae; Pelagomonadales; Pelagomonadaceae. The record is from the annotation of a GenBank genome assembly.